GACCAUCCUCACCGAGACGUCCAAAUGACAGGCGAAGGGGCUCUGGCAGACAGACAAGACGAGGGAGGUGGGCUGGUGCAGCCCAGUGGGGAGGAGGAUCGGACGGGAGAGCAGGCAGAGGGUGGGGAGAAGGGAGGCAUGGUCCCCACACGAUCGCAAGAUGAAGACCACUCAGGGCAUCCGUAUUGCGAGAUGUGCCAUGUGAGGCUGCACUUGCCCAAGUGUAAGGGGUGUAAGAAGCCCAUCAGAGAGGCUGAGACGGCUGUCGAGGUCAAGCGGGGUAAAUGGCACUGGAGCUGUUUUGCCUGCGAGACGUGCAAGAAGCCUUUUGCAGACGGGACGUUCUUUGAAAGACAAGACGAGGCCUUCGGUGACGGGUGCUACCGGAUCCCUCUCAGUAACGAGAUCUAACCAUCUGGAAACUACAUGUCCGUUCAUCUGGCCUUCUUUUCUUUUCCUGUUCUUUCCACUCGAUUUUAGCAUUACAGCCGCCCGCAUGAGAUGGGUUAUUAGAUGUACCACGGAU
Molecule: messenger RNA, 526 nt
Organism: Dacryopinax primogenitus
Lineage: Eukaryota; Fungi; Basidiomycota; Dacrymycetes; Dacrymycetales; Dacrymycetaceae
Exons: 2
Coding region: 25-411 (128 amino acids)
Cellular component (GO): nucleus; Z disc
Molecular function (GO): transcription coregulator activity
Source: RefSeq, a predicted model, not a curated record